This is a messenger RNA of Drosophila eugracilis, 1637 nucleotides long. Its product is annotated as F-box only protein 9. The transcript is spliced from 3 exons. Gene Ontology annotation, molecular function: protein binding. Bases 262 to 1590 code for a protein of 442 amino acids. NCBI's taxonomy places the organism in Eukaryota, Metazoa, Arthropoda, Insecta, Diptera, Drosophilidae. Gene Ontology annotation, biological process: SCF-dependent proteasomal ubiquitin-dependent protein catabolic process. Gene Ontology annotation, cellular component: SCF ubiquitin ligase complex. The record is from RefSeq and is a predicted model, not a curated record.
CACUUUGUUCACACUGUAGAUUAUAAACUUUACACAGGUAGAAGUGUUCCCGUUUGCGUAUCUGAAUAAACUUAAUCUUUGGGGUCUUACCAAUGGCCACAUGUUGCUCCCAGUUGCAUACGACUUCAAAAUUCUGGGGUGAAGCCCGCGGCCAAAAUCAGCAGUACGCGCGGCCCUUUAUUAUAAGUUUUAUUCCGAUCCGAAUUUCCCCGUCUUCAAACGUUGAAUACUAACACCUUUCAGACUAGUUUUACGUUAAGCAUGUCAGAAUUGGACUCGGAUAGCGAAGCGCCUGGCGGGGAAACGGCCACCAAUGCACUGGAUGAGUUCCGGGAGAACUGGCAGCGGGAACUUCAAGGUCACGUAAACAGUGAAUACAGGAAGCCAAAUGAUGUUGGAGAUUCCCUUAGCGCUGCUAAUUCGAAUCUUAGUCAAGCCGAUCUCCUGCAGGCUAAGGCAGAGAGUCUUUAUCGGACCGCUGUGCAUUUGGAGCAGCGUGGCAAGGUCUACGACGCAAUACCCUUCUAUCGAAAGGCUACGCAGAUCGUUCCAGACAUUGAGUUCAAGUUCUACGAGCAGCAGAAGCUAAAUGGCGAUUUCAGCAAAAAGUAUCAUAAUCUGGCCAGCGAUCUGGCUAAGCAACUUGAUCUAGGCCAGGCAGAUGUCACGGAGGGCGGUGAAGAUGUCGUGGACAACUUGUACGAAAAGUUCCAACAGGACCUGCGGCAGGAUAGUUUCUACAACGGCAAGAUGAUCGCGUCAAGCCGCGAUGCCAGUGUUCUCGCCACUGGUUUACACUUUUCUGACUUGCCACCCGAGAUUGUAAUGCGCAUCCUGCGAUGGGUAGUGUCCGCACAACUUGACAUGCGAUCGCUGGAACAGUGUGCCGCCGUUUCCAAGGGUUUCUAUGUAUAUGCAAGGGAUGAAGAGCUUUGGCGGCUAGCCUGCGUCAAAGUAUGGGGUCACAACGUCGGAACCUUGGAGGCUCAGGAUUCAGACAUCAGUAACGUCUAUUACUCCUGGCGUGACAUGUUUAUUCGUCGGGAGCGAGUGCUCUUCAACGGAUGCUACAUCAGCAAGACCACAUACCUGCGUAUGGGUGAGAACAGCUUUCAGGAUCAGUUUUACCGCCCCGUGCAGCUUGUGGAGUACUAUCGUUAUAUUCGAUUCUUGCCCGAUGGCAAGGUUCUGAUGAUGACCAGUGCUGAUGAGCCGGCGCAAGGUGUAUCCAAGCUAAAGAAUCUACACAACCUACGGCCAGAAAUGUUACGGGGUCGCUAUCGACUCUUCGGAAACACAGUCACUUUGGUGCUGCAGAAGUCACAGGCUCGAGUAGCUGGUCAUAUGCGUCAGAGACGAGGCAGUAUUAUGCCUGUGGAGGAGGACUCAUCGCAGUUCCUGAUAGAGCUGCGCAUCACAAGCGUUAAGAGGCGUUGUGCACAACUAGUGUGGUCACAUUACACGCUCGUGCAGAAACGCAACAAGGUUGACACAAGCUCAGAGUUUGAUUUGACCGAGGCUAAGUAUCCGCCGCUAAGGUUCUCAACUGUAAAGAGCUAUCACCUAGACGCCGAUGCACCAUUAGCUUAAGUCAAAUAAGAUUCCUGCAAUGGGGAAAUAAAACACUUAAUUUGAAA